AAAAAAGAAAAAAGGAAGUGUCGUGAGGAAUCUGCUUAGCGGCAGCUGUACACACAUACACGUGUAUCCAGAGGUGUUGUGAAGAUAUAUAGUUUCCAUCAGGAUGGCAAAGAGUUUGCGCAGCAAGUGGAGGAGAAAGAUGAGGGCGGAGAAAAGAAAGAAAGUUGCACCCAAAGAGCUGGCACGACUCAAAACAGUGCUGGGUCAGGGAGAGAAAGGAGAGAUCACCAUGAAAGAUGUCGCUGAGAUCGCCACCGUUGUGCCACCUGAGAAAGUGAAGAAGCCAGAAGAUGUUGAGAUGCAGAAAGAAGAUGCGGAUGGUGGAAAGAUGGAUUUAGACACUAAACGCAAUAAAAAGACAAUGUUGGACGAUCAAGGACGGUAUCCGGUCUGGAUGAACCAAAGGCAAGUGAAGAAGGUGAAAGCCAAACGUACGGCUAAAAAAGGAAAACCUAAGAUUAAGAAGGGGCUCGCCUGGUAGAUGAACUGAUCUGCUUGUGCACGGACAUUAUUCCUGUCACAGCUGUACAGGAGCCUUGCUGUGCAUCUUUUUAUUUUACGUUUAUGCAACCUUGAGCAGAAAAAUACUUUAGUGUUUUUGCAGUUGUGAAAUGUAAUGAUCUGUUAAUGGUUGUGGGUUCUCGUUGAGAAUGAGCAAUGUAAUUGGGAUUCAACAUCAUGAUCAAGGCUUUUCACUAGUUCACUAGCUAAUAUGGAGGGGAGGGGGAGUGAGACACUGUAAGUCAUCUGCAUUCACUGUAUUACACAACUGACUCUUCCAAUGAAAUAUAUAUAUAUAUUUUCCCUCUCUACUCUGUUGGUCUGCUUUACUUUGUAGUUGUGAAGUAUUAGGUAUUUUCUUUGUUGGCAGAUAAUUAUGGAUGAGCUUUUGUUUUCCACUUAAUAAAUCAAAUAUACCUUUCUGGGGGAUUUAGUUUUAUUUUGUGGUCAACAAAAAUGCACAACAUUAAGUCAGUAAAGAAACAAGCAUAAGCCAGUGGCUUGUGUAUCUCUAUAAGGCAGCGUGGUAUACUUUUACAAUUAAUCUCUGCACCAACCAAAAACAGCAAACAACCAAAAAUAUUAGCAAAUUUGUAAAUCUUCAUAUUGCAUGCAUAAAGGUUUAGAAAGCUGGUAAUUGAUAUAACAUUCCUCAUUUAAAACUAUUAACAGCAUUUCACAAUUACUUUGUAAUGAUUCUCCAUGUAAUAUUUAUGACAUCUGAGAGAUUAAAUGGAAUAUUUGCACUUUUAAAAAUCCGUUUUUCAUAUUGUAGGACUGGAAAUCAACUAAACAUGUAACUAAUAGUGACUAGUUCAAUAUUUAUUGAAUGUUCUGUUAUACACACUGUAUCGUUCAAAUGUCUGGGGCCAGUAAUUCAUUUUUAAAUAAAUGAAUACUGUAAUUUCAGAAAGGAUGCAUUAAAUUGAUCAGAAGUAACAGAAAAAAAUGCAUGUUACAAGAUUUCCAUUUCAAAUAAAGUCUGUUGCUUAUGAAUUCACUAUAAAUCAA
Sinocyclocheilus rhinocerous is the source of this 1512-nucleotide messenger RNA. It is a transcript of the gene llph, whose product is annotated as LLP homolog, long-term synaptic facilitation factor. The coding region runs from base 104 to 481 and encodes 125 amino acids. Lineage: Eukaryota; Metazoa; Chordata; Actinopteri; Cypriniformes; Cyprinidae. Gene Ontology annotation, biological process: dendrite extension. The transcript has 3 exons. The record is from RefSeq and is a predicted model, not a curated record. Gene Ontology annotation, molecular function: RNA binding. Gene Ontology annotation, cellular component: nucleolus.